Molecule: messenger RNA, 2271 nt
Organism: Haliotis rufescens (red abalone)
Lineage: Eukaryota; Metazoa; Mollusca; Gastropoda; Lepetellida; Haliotidae
Exons: 9
Coding region: 99-1550 (483 amino acids)
Biological process (GO): synapse organization
Cellular component (GO): neuron projection membrane
Source: RefSeq, a predicted model, not a curated record
GUAGACUAAGUACAUUGUGUUUACAUACUUAUGUCGAUGUUUGAACUGUGGCUGUGACAGAACGAACGUGACAGCUCGGUGGAUCUGUACCAUGUACCAUGAUGCUGAUGGUGUAUCUGCACUUGUCCCUGGUGUGUGCGACAGUUCUCCCACAAUCUGCUGAGUCAGGGAAAGGUGAACCUUCAGACGACUUGGGAACCGCCAUACGCGUACUGUACCAGACAAACAGAAGAGUGAAUCUCACAUGCCGCUUCCCUGCAAGUGCCGAUGUAACAGUAACUUGGAGAAAGACGGGGUUACAGGUACCCAUUGCCGUAGGACGUUGGGUGGUUUCUCAUCCCGACAAGUACCAGAUCGCGGAAGACAAGACGCAAGGCAUAUCAAGCCUCAUCAUCGCUGCUGCCACUGUGACGGAUGCAGGGUUCUACGCCUGUUCUUGGAUGCUGAACAGGACGGUGGUGAACUCUACAACAUUCGUGCUGACACGAAAAGAUAAACAUUUCACACUCAUCGAAACUUCAGAGAAGCCAAUAAAGGCUUCUAUCGGAGAUGAUGUCGAACUUCCUUGUAUCGUACAACGAAAACAUAAGUAUAAGGUUCUAUGGCUUGAUCCGAGAUCCCGCGUCGUCGCGUUCGGGUCACGGAGUCUCAGGAAACGAUACACGAUAAGUUCCAAGGGACAAAGGAGGAACUGGACACUGAAGAUAACAAAUGUCAAUAAAAAUGAUUUUGGCACGCUCACAUGCCUCGUCAACACAAACCCAAUACUCUCCAGUACUGUGGUAUUGUCCAGAAAAGGCGAUGCUGCACCACGGCUCCAUUCAGCUGUUACAGUCACCACCACACAACGACAUGACAAUCACCCAAACGUAACAAGUGUUUCAGAUUCAUCGGCUGUCAAUGUGGACUACGAUGCUCCAAACAUCGCGGCUGUCCAUCAAGCAAAGACGGAACAGAGCUGGGACCGGUUGAUUUUGGGUACAAGCAUUGGCGUUUGUGGCUUUGUGUUGUUCGUGGGACUGGCCAGUGGAUGUUUCCUGGUGGACAGGAUACAGAAGAUGACGCGGAGGAUCAUCCAGCAGGAGUUGACUCUAGACCAUAUGCGCAUGCGUCGUAGGAGCAGACGACUCACAUCAGAAACACAUGUUAUCAUUGGAAGACAAAACAGUGCCUCAAAAGACAACGCAAAUGACUCGUACAUGUCUGGAAAGGCCCAAAACGUGGAAAACUGGAACUUUCCUAAACCCCCUAAACAACAAGGGUUUAAUGGUACGUAUUGUGAACCUUGGUCAUCAAGCAGUGACAUUAUUCAGGCCAUGAACGCAGCCUACACCGACCGACAGGGUCAGGGAGACGUACGACCAGAGAACAGGGCAGACGAGGACCCGGCCGAGGUGGCUGCUGGGUGCGGCAGGCAGGAACCACCAGGGGGAGAUAACCCGUGUCCGAAUGGACGGGACGAUCACGUGAUGGACAUGGAGGAGAGAUCGUUGAUACGUGUGGACGGCGAAGGGGAGUGUAACAAGGAGGAUGAGUCACGGGAUAUGUGACAAUAUAUUAGUGGCAUGAAAAAUUCAGCAAGAAAUAUUUACCUUGCAUACAAAACAUGCUUUUAAAGAUAUACCACAGGAUCGCGUCCUGAAAUAAGCAAGACGAAUGAUACAUGGCCUAUACGACUCUCUAAUAUAUGACACGGCACCCGUCAUGCAGCUGAAAAGAAUGUUUCUGUGUUGCAUAACGCCGAACGUAGGGAUAUCCCAAUUAAAUGACGGCGGUCUGUAAAAUAUCGAGUCUGGACCAGGCAAUCUAGGGAUUAACAGAAAAGGCAUCGAUCUGCGUAAUUUGGAUGCGAUGACAUGCAUCAACCAUAUCAGUGAGUCUGAUCACCCGAUCCAGUUAGUCGCCUCUUACGACAAGCAUAGUCGCCUUUUACAACAAGCGUGGUUUGCUGAAGACCAGUUCUCAAUCAGAGCUUCAGUUGGGGAGACAAGCAUAGGAUGCUGAAUCCAGGAAAUCUGUUAAAGGUCCAUACAUUGUUGACUUCUGUACUGACGGGUAUCAAUACCGCAAUUUCACUGACGCUGUAACCGGACACACAUAAUGCCUUAGACGUGUACAUAUACAGUCUCCGGUGUCGACUAUAUGCCGAAACCACACCCAGGAUGGAAUUGCUCAUAGUAUUCUGUGCCACAUUAUUAGUCUCCGUGACCAUGCCAAUAUGUAACAUGUGCGUGUUCUGGUUUAUCGUGUAAAUAUGUAUUUUGAGAUGUU